AUGCAGGCGGUCAGCGCUGUUCUGCAGGGUAAGUACACCAUGAGCGGUGAACAGUUUGAGACGGUGGAAGUGGAUUUUGGUCGUUCUGCCGCCAAUAACAUUACGCAGGCAGGGGGACGCGAAUGGUCAAAACAGAAUGCUGACACCUUUGAUCCGACGCAUGAUCUGGAUGCGUACUGCGAUUUUGCUUCCGGUACCAUCAAUAUUGCGAUUAUGGACGGUACUGUCUGGCGUAUGCUGAACGGUUUUAAGCUGUUUCGUGAAAAACUGGAUACCCGCCGUGGCUCAAAAUCUGAACUGGAAACCGCGCUGAAAGAUCUGGGUUCCGUGGUUUCUUUUAAAGGUUAUUACGGUGAUCUGGCCAUCAUGGUGGCGAAAACAACGUAUGUUGAUGAAAACGGGGAUGAGCAGCGUUAUCUGCCGGAAGGCACACUGAUUCUUGGAAACACUCAGGUGGAGGGUGUCCGUUGUUAUGGCGCAAUCCAGGAUAACCAGGCGCUGAGUGAAGGGAUCACCUCUGCAAUUCGUUAUCCGAAACACUGGUUAGAGGUGGGGGACCCGGGGUGCGAAUAUACCAUGACGCAGUCUGCGCCGUUGAUGGUGUUGCCGGAUCCGGACGCGUUUGUGGUAGUUCAGGUGAAAUAA
Cooperia oncophora is the source of this 645-nucleotide messenger RNA. Lineage: Eukaryota; Metazoa; Nematoda; Chromadorea; Rhabditida; Trichostrongylidae. The record is from the annotation of a GenBank genome assembly.